This is a messenger RNA of Anoplophora glabripennis (Asian longhorned beetle), 531 nucleotides long. RefSeq lists its product as uncharacterized. The transcript has 4 exons. NCBI's taxonomy places the organism in Eukaryota, Metazoa, Arthropoda, Insecta, Coleoptera, Cerambycidae. The record is from RefSeq and is a predicted model, not a curated record. The coding region runs from base 1 to 531 and encodes 176 amino acids.
AUGGUGACGGCAAAAAUAUCAGUUUUGUUAGCAUUGGUAGCACCUUACCUUUGUACAUUUAUUCAUGGUCCAGCAAAGAUGAUAUUGUUAAAGGCUGAAGAUUGCCAGGACGUCCAUAAUUUGACCGUAAAGAGUUCUGUCCGCAUGCACAUGUAUAACAGGACCACGCAAGUGGUAGAUGCAAAUUUCAGUAUACCUUUCGACAUCGACCAUACUAUAGUUUUUAAUAUGAAGUGUUCCCGUCUUGAUAAGAAACAAAAUUCAUUUACUAUCAGCGGUCGUGAUGCUUGUCAUGUGCUGACAAACUUUGUUGGGGAUUUGUGGUUGAAUUGGGAAGAACAUCUGGGCAUCCCACCAUUUUGCCCGAUAAAAAAGGGUUCAUAUUCCGUCAAGAAUUUUUACUUGGAUCUAAGCCUCUUGAAGAUUAAAACGAUAUUUGAAGGGUUCUUUUAUUCCAGGGUAAUAAUGAAGAAAGAUGAGGUGAUGUUUUUCUGCAUGGAUUUUGAAGUAAAGCUGGAGCAAAAAAUAUAA